Hyalella azteca is the source of this 5175-nucleotide messenger RNA. It is a transcript of the gene EndoA, whose product is annotated as endophilin-A. Gene Ontology annotation, cellular component: cytoplasm; glutamatergic synapse; presynapse. The transcript is spliced from 13 exons. The record is from RefSeq and is a predicted model, not a curated record. Lineage: Eukaryota; Metazoa; Arthropoda; Malacostraca; Amphipoda; Hyalellidae. The coding region runs from base 358 to 1602 and encodes 414 amino acids. Gene Ontology annotation, biological process: synaptic vesicle uncoating. Gene Ontology annotation, molecular function: protein binding.
GCCGGCGCGCCGCCGUGUGAGGUAUUCGUAUAGCUCAUUAGUUAGAAGCCUUGUAGCUUCUCGUGUUUGUAGCUCUACGUAAUUCCUUUGCACUGAUCUUGAGAAGAAAUAUUGAGUGAAUCAGUGAAGUGAAUUUCCGCCUUGAGUUUGUGACGAACUUUCAUUUAAAAAACAUCUUUUUAGUGUCCCAAAUCACGUGGCUUGUUUGUGAGCAACUCUAGGACGUUCGUCAAAUAAAAGUUUGACGAAUCCACCAGGGCCGCAUUUUUUCAGCGACAUUUCGGAGAGAAAGACGCGUUUUCUUCGCCAAUUCCUACAGGAUUUUCUUCGCUUACUACUGACAAGAGCCAUACAUCCAUGAUGGCGUUCGCGGGACUCAAGAAACAGAUCAACAAGGCUAAUCAGUUCAUGAACGAGAAGAUUGGUGGGGUCGAAGGAACUAAACUGGACGAUGACUUCGUCGAGAUGGAAAGGCAAACGGACGUGAUGUGCGAGCUGGUGGAGGACAUUCAGCUCAAGACGAAGGAAUUCCUGCAUCCGAACCCCGCGUCCCGGGCCAAGAUGUCGGCGGUGAAGGGCAUCAGCAAGCUGUCUGGGCAGGCCAAGGCGCAGACCUACCCUCAGCCUGAGGGCGUCUUGGGCGAGUCCAUGAUCACCUUCGGCAAGAAGCUCGGCGAUGACAGCCUUUACGGCGACGCGCUGGUGGAGACAGGCGAGUGCAUGCGGCAGGUGGCUGACAUCAAGUACAGCUUGGACGACAACAUGAAAAUGAAUUUCUUGGAGCCUCUCCAUAACCUCAACACCAAAGACAUCAAGGAGGUCAUGCACCACCGGAAGAAGCUGCAGGGGCGCAGGCUAGACUACGACUGCAAGAAGCGGAGAAAGGAAAAGGGAGUAGCGAGUCCGUACGGCACCCCAGGCAGCAGUCCUGGUCGUUCACCCAACCGAGCUGCGGCAGGAUCUACCGUUACAGACGAUGAAAUCAAGCUCGCCGAAGACAAGUUUGCGGAGUCUCUUCAUCUCGCACAGAUGGGCAUGCAUAACCUACUCGACAACGACGUUGAAGCGAUCGCGCAGCUGGCCAUGUUUGCCGAGAACCUCGUGGACUACCACAGACAGUGCACCGAGAUCUUCGAGGGGCUCGUCAACACCCUCAAUGACAAGAAGAACGAUGCGGUCAACAGGCCAAAGAAGGAGUUCGUACCGAAGACGUUGUCUGACCUCGGCGUGCUGGACUCGCCCCACGACGGCAUGCUCUCCACCUCUAACGCCAACACCAUCUCUGGAGUCACCCCCCAGCGCUCGCCGUUCACAUCUCCUGCUCGGUCCCCAGCCAACACUCCGUCUGCACAAACUCCUCAGCAAGCGUCACCAUUGCCGUCUCCCAUGAAGAGUCCUGCUAAGUCGCCCAUGCUGAACCAGCCUUGUUGUACGGCUCUCUAUGACUUCGAACCCGAAAACCCCGGCGAGCUGGCUUUCAACGAAGGUGAUACUAUCAACCUUAACCAACGCAUCGACGAUAACUGGUUUGAAGGAACGAUAAACGGAAAAACUGGCCUCUUCCCCGUAAGCUACGUGCAAGUUGUCAACCCUCUGCCGUAAACAUCCUCACGAGCCUUCGUCUUGGCUCGAUUGCUGGACGAUACGAAUGUCUACAGUGCCACUGCCUCAUAUUUUCAUUUCAUUUCGUUCAUAUUUACAUUUAAUUGUGUUUACACAUUUAUUCUUCAGUUCACCAAGAAGAUGCGGCAUAAAUUACAACUCCAGCCGCAUUCUCUCUCGGCUGGCUAGCUCCGCAUGACACGUUGACGCUGAUCGUCUCAUUUGUGAUGCGUAGUGUCUGUGUCUGUCAUGUUUGUCAAUGUGCAGCUAAAACUUGUCGAGCUUGCAUGCCAUCAACUAAGAGUAAAACUCGUCAAGCUUGCAUGCCAUCAACUAGAAGUAAAACUCGUCAAGCUUGCAUGCCAUCAUUUCGUUCGAUCCGUAGAGCAGACAUUAACAGCGCGCUGCUUCUUGGACUACGAAUUUACCGUCGGAUUUCGCUCUGAAAUAAUUGUAUUCUAAAUAUCUUCAUUACGUCCCCAAGUUUCGUUCGUUCUGUCUAUUUUUGAAGUGAAGGAGAAGAAAUGGUGAAAGGUGGUGGACUUCUGUGAUGUGUAUUUUGGUUACCUUUCUUGUACGGUAGACUGAAAAUUUGCGAUGUUCUUCGAAUUAUCAUUGGCAGUAUAAGAACUUGAAGUAGCUAUUCUGUUUAGAGAAAUGAGAAUUUACUGUAGGUUAGAUACAAAUAGCAUUCAAGUGGAGAAACAAUAUUGCUUAAAUUUCUAUUUCCAUCCCAACUGGCUUAAAAAUGUUAUUGAUUACCCAACCUGGUUUCGAUUGUUGAUCUUGUAUAAUGUUGGUGAUUAUGGAACGUUACUUGACUCAUGAAUCCUAUUCCCUUAUAAAUUAAUUGUACGAGGUCAAUCACGCAUUAUAUCUUCCCCCAUUAAGUUGCUCAGUCCCCAACAGACUGUGGAAUUUAUACAGGACCUGAACCCAAGACCUUCUUCUUUGCAAUAAAUUCCGUAGCCAUUGUUAAACUGUGCACCGAUUGUUUAAGUCCGAUGCAUGCCAUUUCUUAGUGAUUGCGUUGCUGAUUGUGUUGCCACUAUUAUCAAUUUAUCGUGAUACGUAUUUCUAAGUUAUUAAUUAAGUAAUAAGAUGCGCAAAAGCGUGCACAUGAUUCCCUCUUGUAUAGUUCUACAAAUGUAGAAAUGUUAUGCGUUGACCUGCGUUAAUAGUUUCGUUGAUAGCUGCCGAGAUAAUAGUGUGUGGAAUGCGGCUUGCUUCUUGCAGUAGUAAAUUUUUUUCAGCGUGACCAUAGAUUUCAGCAUGAGUGUGUUCGUCGUGUGGUAAUAAAUAUUCCAAGCUUGAUCCGCCUCUACGCAAUGUCAUAUGGACUUCCAGUCGAGAAUAUUGCAAGCAUUUAAAUCAAUUUCAAUUGCUCUACAUUGAGCACGAUUGAUACAUUGAUUACAUGACAUCGAUUGCUUUUGAAAAUUAUUUUCGGUAAAAGUAAAUGUUUAGUUUUCUAUUCGGAUGCACAGGGAGCCAUCUCUUCGCUAUUAAUAUUGAUAGCAUUUAUUGGUAAAAAAAUGAAAUUCUUUCACAGGUUUCCAAAGAUUCCAAAUCGCCCCCUUCAACUAUCAUGGCAUGACCUUACAAUUCUGAUUCGAUUUUAUGAAUCUUGUAAGUUCAAAAUUAUUCCAUUACCUGUGAUCUAUUGACUAGGUGUGCACUUCCACAUUUUUGAAUUCCUAAAAGAAUUGUCAGCCUAUUUUAUGAUCUUGGUGAUUUUGGUUGGGUCACUAUUAGGAUUUCUAUGAGAAAGCAUGUGGCGUCAAGUCCCUUCUCGAUUAUCAUUCGUUGUACGUUGGUGACAGUGCGAAGAUGAGGUUGAGGUGUCCACUCCUCCACUAAUUUAUUGUAUUUAUAGAAUUAGUACAUCCACCAAAUGAAAAUUAUAGGUGUAACAUCGAUGGUUACAGAAGCCAAUUGGUCAUCGGUUCCGCCAUUUGCAUUAGUCGACAUUCGUCAGUGACGCACAGAUGUUCAUUAGGCUCCAUCGGUGCUACACUCAUAGUUCUUAUAUGGGACGUAGCUUAAGAAGGAUUUCUGGAUUUGCUUGGCUUUGAAAAUUUUCAAUUAAAAAGUGAGUUUCAAAUUCUGAAUAUUUUUCAAAUUUCACCUGACUUAGAGAUCUUUUCAUAUUUUUGUUAAUCGUUAAUUGCAUUCUAGGAAAGUCGUAGCAUAAUUUUUCCAAAGAAAUUCAUUUAAAAAUUGUAACAGUUCAUCAUGUUAACUUUUCCCCUUACAGUUCACUCCUUUUUUAAAUUAAGUUCUGCCACAAAACUGUUAUGCCAAUUAACUCGAACGAGACCGUGGCUCUCUUUUUCUUCUUUAAUAUUUUUUCUGCCUAAACAAAGAUUAGCUGAUAAAGUUUUAGAAUUGUUUAGUAGCAAAUGAUGAUGCAUAAUGAUGAUAAUAUAUGACGAACACCUAGUUUAUCCGUCAUAUAUACUGAUGCUCAGAGUAUCGGUAAUUCUUAGCUCCGUGCAAUCCCAUCAACUCGGUCGCCCUAUUUUACCCUCCCUAAAUUAUUCACGAUUGGCCUUGUAUUGGAAACGAAUCGUUCUUGGUACAAAUUGUGCAUUGAAUUUCCGUGAUUUUGCUAUCAUGGAACAAAUAUAAUUUUGUAAUGACUAGGUUAUAUCGGCCAUGGCCUCGCUAUGCUUCAGCAAUUACAAAGUUUUUUGGGAAGUACCGGCAUUCUAACGCAUUGCUCGCAUGCUCUCACUCCUACUUGGGUGCAAAGUCUAAAUUUAUGAACUUUACAAAAUUUGAUAUCAAACACUAUUCUCUAAUCUAUUUUUUAUUUCAUUAAUUGACACGUAUGGUUUUUAAGUCGUUAUUUGCGAAUCGGUAGUUUCCGUUGUAAUUCAGACGUCGUCGUAGUGAAGCUGUAAGAACAACCUAUACACUAUAGGUCAUGAUCGCUUAUCAUUCACAAUUAAUCACGUUAAUAUUUAAAUUGUGAAACCUGUAUGAAUUUGCUUCCGCUGUGAAUCUAUAUAUUUUCGAGUUAUGUAUAAGUAUGCGAUAUUCUGCUAAUCACUCUCAUACUGAAGGAUUUUAAGGAUGUAAAACGAGUCGUUACUUUGAAGGCGAGGAGUAGUGAGCAGUGCGUAAAUAUGCCCGUCCGUUUGCCCACUCUACCAGGACUUCCAGAUCUUUAUACGUUGUUGGUUGCGUGCUUGCGAGUAUGUGUGUCGUUAUUUCAUCCCUGUUAAAAUAACUAUAUUAUCGAUACUCAGAAGACCGUGUAACUGCAUAAAGGAAAACGUCGUCCGCUCGCCCUGUUUAUGGAGCGCGAUUGAUUGCAGCGUAAAGUGUAAAUAAACUUUCUCACGGUCGGCUGUACAUUUCCUGUAGGUGUAAGCUCUUGUUGUACGUUGUAUCACCUACUCCCUCCUUCUCCGUUAUCUGUAUAAGAUGUCACCUGUGCUGUUACAUUUGGUGUUUUCUCCACGUCGACGCACUUCCAGUCCUCAAUCUUAUGUACGUACUUAUUUUCUUUAAUCUACUCAUUUUAUGUACUCUACUUAUUUCCUUUACUCUACUCAUUUUAUGUAC